Messenger RNA from Dufourea novaeangliae, 6285 nucleotides. RefSeq names its product collagen alpha-5(IV) chain-like. NCBI's taxonomy places the organism in Eukaryota, Metazoa, Arthropoda, Insecta, Hymenoptera, Halictidae. Gene Ontology annotation, cellular component: collagen trimer. Gene Ontology annotation, molecular function: extracellular matrix structural constituent. The record is from RefSeq and is a predicted model, not a curated record.
CCGGCACAAUGCGGCCUAGGGCCGCGGCGACGUCAACCACCGCAGCCUGCAGGCUACCUCCGUUCCCGGUUGUCCUGCGAGUCACCUGCGUCCUUGCCCUACUGGUCGUCACGUGGAUACCGGUCACCGAGGCUGUGAUCUGCAAGGAUUCACAGAAAUGCGAUUGUACGGGCAUAAAAGGUGUUCCUGGCUUUACCGGAAUCCCUGGACCACAGGGACCGGAAGGUCUGCCGGGUGACAUCGGCCCAGAUGGUCCAGACGGUCCAAAGGGUGAGAAAGGAGCUGGUGGCGAGUAUGGCGGCACCGGAGAAAAGGGUUACAGGGGUGAUCAAGGCAUACAAGGAUUUCCCGGAGCUCCAGGACUCUCGGGCAACCCUGGAAUACCCGGUGUGACGGGACCGGACGGUCUGGACGGGUGCAACGGUACCGACGGACGUGCCGGUGCACCAGGAAUGCAAACUGGUGAACCCGGUGACGGUGGUAUCAACUCCAUCGGCGUCAAGGGUAUCCGUGGUACACCAGGUGUCGACGGACCCGAGGGCUAUCCAGGACCGUACGGGAUCUCCGGCGAGAUGGGCUAUCCAGGAGAGACGGGCGACAUAGGUUACCCUGGCGCCCCUGGCUUGCCGGGUAUGCAAGGUGAGGCCGGUGAAACGGUAUACGGAACGAAAGGCUCACCAGGUGAACAGGGAGACAGGGGUGAGCCUGGGCCGCCAAGUAGCGGUGCAUACAAGAAGAAAACCGAGUCCACUCCGAUAAAGGGCGUCAAAGGUGACAAGGGAAGGCACGGCGAUCUCGGAGAUCGCGGACGAAAGGGAGAAUGGGGUGAUAAAGGAUUCCAGGGUCGGGCCGGUUUCCUGGGUAUUAAGGGUAUGAAGGGAGAGCAAGGUGACGACGGGGCUAGAGGUAAACAGGGCGUAGAGGGCCCGUCAGGUCCUCCUGGAAAUAAGGGAGACAAAGGUGCUCCCGGUUACGCUGGAACUCCUGGACCAACGGGACCUGAUGGAGAGCUUGGAGAACCAGGUAAUCAAGGAGCCCCUGGUAAACAAGGAGCUGCCGGAGAACCCGGAAAAUACAUACCGGAACUCGACGAAAUAAUUGAGGGGAACAUCGGAAUUCAAGGAGAUUUAGGUCCACCCGGAUUACCGGGACACUCAGGAACGCCCGGUUUACCUGGCAAAGUAGGUUACAUCGGGCCACCUGGUCCACCCGGACCCGCAGGUAUUCCUGGAUUCUCGGGACCGAAAGGAUCUUCCGUGAAAGGAGAGCCAGGAUCCGAUGGUCUUCCUGGACCGAUGGGCAACCAAGGACCGUCCGGUUUACCUGGUCUGCCUGGAGAAGCCGGGCUAAAAGGUUUCCCCGGUAUAACGAUCGUUGGUCCACCAGGUUUCGACGGAAAGCCCGGAAUACCUGGUCUCCUGGGAACACCUGGGGAUCGUGGCGACCACGGUCUUCCUGGUCUGAAAGGUUUUCCGGGCAAAGGUAUCCGAAUUCGCGGUCCUCCAGGCGAGCGUGGAUUACCAGGAUUGCCAGGACUUCCGGGUCCGGACGGAUGGCCAGGUAGUCCAGGUGCCAUAGGCACAAGGGGCCUAAAGGGCGACGACUGCGGCGUUUGUGCACCAGGUCGACCUGGUGAAAAGGGUGAGCGUGGUGACGGCGGUCUGAACGGUUAUCCUGGAUCACCUGGGUUCCCUGGACAGACUGGAGCUCGUGGACUGAAGGGAGGUUACGGGAAGCCUGGUAAUGAAGGACCAAGAGGAUUGGAAGGUGAUAGCGGAAGGCCAGGAAUCGCUGGCGCCCAAGGGCCCAAAGGAGAAAGGGGAAAAAUCAAACUGCCUCGUGAAAAAUUAAUCGGUGAAGUCGGCGACGUUGGUGACAAAGGUUUCCCUGGCGUGGAAGGGCUACGAGGACCGAAAGGAGAAGUUGGUCUCUCUGGUGAUACCGGUCCACCAGGACCUAAAGGAGAAAAGGGUGAUUACGGGCCUGCAGGAUUUCCUGGUCGGGACGGUUUCUCAGGUAUGGACGGUGUUCCUGGUGAGAAAGGUGAUGAAGCACCGAUACCGAUCGAGUAUCUGACGGGAGAUCCAGGAUACCCGGGUACCCCAGGAUCCAAGGGUGCGGAGGGUGAGAAAGGCGCGAAAGGACAACCCGGAGAUGCCUCCGAACGCGACAUUCACAGUCAAGGAGACAAGGGACCAAAAGGGGAAGUCGGUUUUCCAGGAGACGACGGUUUGAAAGGUGAUCUAGGGCGAGCAGGUGACGAAGGAUAUCCUGGUUCACCAGGAAUACCUGGCUCCCCGGGUAUAUCGCGUCAAGGUCCUGGAGGACUAAAAGGAUACCCAGGCAUACCAGGAGAUCAAGGUCCACGUGGUUCGCCUGGUACUCCGGGAAUGGAAGGGCCUGUUGGUUAUCCGGGUCGCCUAGGUAACAAAGGUGAUCGCGGUGACCCAGGCACGAAUCAAACGUACGGUGACAUCGGUGAACAAGGUAUGUGGGGUGACAAGGGAGACAUCGGCGACGCUGGUCCGACGGGUUUACGCGGAAGACCCGGAACAGACGGGCCGAAAGGUAUCAGAGGUAGUAAAGGAGCUCCUGGUCUAGCUGGUCUGCCUGGCCUCCAGGGAGCCAAAGGUCAACGAGGCGAUAGUGUACAAGGUUCUCGAGGAUUCCCAGGGAUACCUGGCCAACCUGGAAUGCCUGGAAGAAUCGGAGAAGUCGGAACUCAAGGUCCUGACGGUUCGCCCGGAUUCGACGGGAUGAAGGGCUUGAAAGGAGAGAUUGGCUUCGUCGGGCGCAGAGGCGACGACGGUGACGUUGGCCCAGUUGGUUACCUGGGAAGAGACGGUAUGCCGGGUCUUCCGGGUCCACCAGGUGAAGACGGUGACGUCGGUGAGAUCGGUGACUCUGGUCUACCCGGUUGGCCUGGACCGGAAGGACUUCCUGGAGUAUACGGCCUUAAAGGAGAGUUAGGGGAUGCCGGGCCACCAGGUCCAUUCGGUGACCCUGGUCUACGUGGAUUCAAGGGUCUUCUCGGCAAUCCUGGUCCAGACGGCCUCGAUGGACUUCCCGGUGAGAAUGCCUUCAGUGGGCCCCAAGGUGACCAAGGUGAACCUGGUUUCAUGGGAGAGGUCGGAGCACCUGGAUUCCCCGGCGUGGACGGUCGACCUGGUUUAUCUGGUGAACCUGGAAUAGCUACGGACGGUUUCGACGGUCUAUGGGGAGCAAAAGGUGAACCGGGUUUCGAUGGACGCCACGGAAUACCUGGACCAAAGGGAGAAAUUGGUGACAUGGGACUGGAUGGAUUGAAGGGACCUAGGGGAGAUUGGGGAUUCCAGGGAAGACCAGGAGCACCUGGCAGCCCCGGCAGAUACGGUGUAAAAGGUGAACGAGGACCAAUGGGACCGCCUGGUUCACAUGGUCCCAAAGGUAAACCAGGAUUGGAUGGUGAUCCCGGUCAAAUGGGUCUACCAGGAAUGCCCGGCGAUGAAGGUCCUCGAGGUAUCCCCGGUUUAAUGGGUACACCUGGGCCAAAGGGUCACAUAGGUGAACCUGGUUUUCCAUCAUUCGCUACAGCAGAAAAGGGUGACUUCGGAAAUCCUGGUCUAGAUGGUCUACCAGGUGUAAAAGGAGAGACAGGUGAUCAAGGCUUCCAAGGAGUAUCUGGUCGAAAGGGAGUGGUGGGUGACGCUGGAUACUAUGGAUCCGAUGGCUUCCCAGGAUUACAAGGACUGCCAGGUCUUCCUGGUAAUCAGGGACGUCCAGGUUUACCAGGAGCUUAUCCUCAGUACGCCGAACCAGGCGAAGAUGGACGACCCGGAUUGGAUGGAGUGCCCGGUAUUCCAGGAGUUCCGGGACAAAAGGGUGCACCUGGUGAUUACGGAUCCGAUGGUCCCAAAGGAAUUCGUGGAGAAUCUGGUCUAAGCUUCCGAGGCCCCAAAGGAUUUCCCGGAGAUCAAGGUCCGAAAGGUUUCACUGGUUACCCUGGAGCCCCAGGGUUGCAAGGAUUGCCAAGCCUACCCGGACUACCGGGACCAAAAGGUUAUCGUGGAGAGGCUGGAGUACACGGAAUCACUAUAAACGGACAGCCUGGAGACAGUGGACCCCCUGGAUUCGACGGAAGAGAAGGGCGCAAAGGUGAAAGGGGUGAUUCAGGUCUUCCUGGAUUUAGAGGGUUGCCUGGAAACAAGGGAGAACGUGGCGAUGAAGGAGAGCACGGUUUACCCGGACCGAAUGGGCCUCUAGGCCCACAGGGACCGAAAGGAGAGCGUGGCAAAAAUCCAUUCCCGCCUUUCCCAAGGAAAGGACAACCCGGUGACACAGGCUCUGAAGGAUUACCAGGCUUCUCUGGGCUUCAAGGAAUGAUGGGCGAGCCAGGCAAAGAUGGUCUUCCUGGAAGAAGAGGAGAACAAGGAAUGGUGGGUUUGCCGGGACCUGAAGGGCCAGAUGGUAAAGAAGGUCCUGCAGGUUAUCCUGGUCAGCAUGGUGCUGUUGGACGACAAGGAACUCAAGGAUUCCCUGGAGUACCAGGACCACCAGCACCUCCGGCCCCAGGCCCACGAAACAGAGGCUUCCACUUUGCUCGACACUCGCAAUCCGAAAUGAUACCGCAAUGUCCUAGGAACACUGUCAAAAUCUGGGAAGGUUUCUCGCUAUUACAUAUAAUGGGCAAUGGAUAUCCUUACGCACAAGAUCUAGGUGCCGCGGGUAGCUGCGUCAGUAGAUUCUCCACCAUGCCUUUCAUGUUCUGCAACAUCAACAACGUUUGCGACUACGCGCAACGUAACGACUACAGCUACUGGUUGAGCACCACGGAACCGAUGCCCAUGUCGAUGACGCCGAUACCGGCACCGGAAGUCGGCAGAUAUAUCUCCAGGUGCUCCGUUUGCGAAGCGCCGACCCGAGUUAUUGCUGUCCACAGCCAAUCCAUGUCUAUACCGGAGUGUCCUGGCGGUUGGGAGGAACUCUGGAUCGGCUACAGUUUCCUGAUGCACCGAGAUGCAGGCGCAGGUGGCGGUGGUCAAUCGUUGAUCUCGCCCGGCUCCUGUCUCGAGGAGUUCCGCGUGAGGCCGUUCAUCGAGUGCCGUGGCCUGGGCACAUGCAACUACUUCUCCACUGCCACGUCCUAUUGGCUGGCCACCAUCAAGGACUACGAGAUGUUCCGCAAGCCGUUGCAACAGACCCUAAAGGCGGACCACACGUCGCGCGUCAGUCGUUGCACGGUCUGUCUUCGCCGUAGGAUCACGGAGAACCCGCGCGAGAGGACGCUAACGCCAUAUGCGUCGAACGGCCAGAGAGAAACGGUUGGCAACAUUCAGUACCCGCCUCAACAUUAUCCCGAUUAUCAUAAUCAGAGACAACACGGCAGAGAACGGACACCUAACAGACGCGGGUCCUACCAGUUCCGUAGAAGGGGCUGGUCCCGCAAGCCUGAACGAGGAUCAGAGUUCUCGAAUACGGCUUAGGGUACAGGCGCGUCGCGAUACGUCGAUGUGAUGUGAUGCAGGGAACUAACGACUCUGUGUAUAUAAAUAUAUAUAUAUAUAUAUAUAACGAGAUAUUCGAAGAACCUGUUUAGAUAAGUUAAUCGCGCGUCUCCCAUCGGUGCCGCACGCGAAGACAAGACCGGCUACCGUGCGCAGCCGGAGUUGGAGAUGAUAUAUGCCUGAUGCCAAAAAGUACGGGGACCUGUAGUCAGUGGGAACGGCAUAGUGUGGUCCUAAGAUCCUUGGGUCCUAUUGAUUGAAUAACACGCAUUGCUAUGUACAACAGUUCUUCUUGUUGCCUUGAAAAGAUAGCCCUGGUAGCUAGAGCCUAUCUUGUUGCCAGCAGAAAUGGCGCGCAUUGUAGUUGGCAUUUGCGCCGUUGUAAGUUGUUUGUGUAUUCAGAGGUUUAAUGAUACUGAAGUAGACUGGAAAAUACGUUGUUUCCGUUGUAACAUCGCGGUUUGUCACCUGCGUAUCAUCGCUAUCUAUGGUAUUCGGUAGUGCCAGUCGGUUGUUGGUUGUCCUAUACAGGAAGGAGGUGUUAGGUAAUGAAGGCAUUCGCGGAAUUGUGUCAACUGAUCGAGAAAAUAUCGCUUCAACGACCGAUCGAGGUGAUUUUGUGGCGAAAUAAUGUAUUUUCUGAUAUAAUUCAACGCGUAUGGAUAUUUAAAGAUAGGAAGAAACUCCGACAUGGCAGAUGCUAAUUACAAUGCGUACGUAUCUGAUGAUCUUGUGGUUGGAAUAUUGUAAUUUGAACUGAAACAGAGUCUAGGCACUUUAUACGAACCCACGUGCCCGAAAA